Molecule: messenger RNA, 5963 nt
Organism: Notothenia coriiceps (black rockcod)
Lineage: Eukaryota; Metazoa; Chordata; Actinopteri; Perciformes; Nototheniidae
Gene: cbarpb
Product: CACN subunit beta associated regulatory protein b
Exons: 11
Coding region: 310-2994 (894 amino acids)
Biological process (GO): negative regulation of voltage-gated calcium channel activity; negative regulation of calcium ion-dependent exocytosis
Cellular component (GO): secretory granule; plasma membrane
Molecular function (GO): transmembrane transporter binding
Source: RefSeq, a predicted model, not a curated record
UAAAUACUUUUAGCUUUAAAAUCCACAUUAAAAUAUCCACAGAAGAGUUCCGCGUUAUUGGCUUUGGCCCUCCACCCCUGUAUGGACCCGGUCGGUUGUUUAGCCAUGAAGCUUUGCCGUCCUGUUGCUCCGGGGCCAGUGGGCCAGCCCUGAAGGGGAUCACUGCUGCUCAGGCUCAGUCGUGCUGCUUGGGCUGAGGUGACUGAGGAUGCAGCAAGGGAGCUGAGGAAGAGACUCCUGACACACACAUCCAGAGCUGCUGCUGCGCACUGCCCUCCAUCAGGGGGGACUCUCUAGUUGGCCUGGACCAUGAGCAAUGAGUCUACCUUCUGGAACAUCCUACCAGAAAACUCCACAGAGAUCCCAUUUGAGGCUGAGGAGCAGCAGGAUGGCUACGUGCUCCUCCUGGUGAUCCUGUCCAUCCUCCUGGUAGGAACGUUGAUCUUCAUCUCUGUCCUCCUCAUCACCUGCCGCAGAGGAGGCCAAUUCUGUGCCAGGGCCAGCGAUGACCCUGAGAAAACCAACACCACCUACGUGGAGGAGUCUCAGCCCACCCAUGAAAUCACCAUCAGGGUGGAUGAGUCCGAAUGCAUGUCAAUGGCCAGCUUUCACGACCAGGAGACCGAGCGCUUCCUCUCCACGGGAACAAUGGGCCGUCGCGUCUCCUUCAAUGAGGCUGCGCUCUUCGAUCAUGGCAAGAAGGCCCAGGAGAAGGGCCGCAGGUACACUCUGACCGAGGGCGACUUCCACCACCUGAAGAACGCCCGGCUCACACACCUCCACAUCCCUCCCCCCUCCCUCAAGAUAGUCACCAUCCACGAGUGCGAUUCGGCCGAGAACAGCAUCACCAUGACGACUCGUCCUGUCGCUAAGUCGGCACUUUCCAUCUUCCAGCCGAUGCUCUGCCCCCUACCACAAACUGCGCUGACCAGCCUGAGUGUCAAUCCCAGCUGUGCCCUCCCUGGAGAUGCUCUGAACUCAGUGGUGAACACCAGCUUCAGUGAGAACACUAUCGCUCUCGGCACCAAAGGGCGAAUAACCAGCUCUAUCGAGAUGAUGGGAGCGGGGCCCCGGGGCCGAGGCAGCAGUGUUAGUGUUGGAGAAGGGGCCUUGGUGAGGAGCGGGGGUUCCCCUUAUGCGGCAGGAAGCCAGGGGCCUGUGCUGCAGUUCUUCACUAAACUGCGGCGCCAUGCUAGUCUGGAAGGGGCCAGUCCCUACUUCAAGAUCAAGAAAUGGAAGCUGGACAGCAGUCAGAGGGCCUCGAGUCUGGACACCAGAGGCUCCCCGAAGAGGAGACAUUUCCAGCGUCAACGAGCCGCCAGUGAGAGCAUGGACCAGGAGGACAACGACGCGCACCACAUAGACCUCAUCCAGUACAUCGCCCGCACCCAGGACCUCCCCUACUGUCCCAGCAGCCACCCCACCACACGCCUCCUCUCACCUCCUUCCACACCACCUCCCUCCCUCGGCAGGGUAGAGGUGGAGGUGAUGGUGGAGGCCAGCUGCAGCCAUGGCGGACCAGGGGUGAUUGGCCUAUCCCCUGAUCCCCAGGAUGAAGCACUGUCCCUAUCAAGAAGGGAAGGUGCAGACCCUCUGGACCCGCCAGAUCCCCAGGAUGAAGCACUGUCCCAAUCAAGAAGGGAAGGUGCAGAUCCUCUGGACCCGCCAGAUCCCCAGGAACCCCAGUCCCUUUACAAAGACAUCUGGAGCCUUCGUGCAACACUGGAAAAAUACGCCGCCUCCGACCACAGCAGCAACAACGACAGGAACUCCGUCUGCAGCGAUGUGGAGAGUGUGUGUUCUCUGGGGGGGCGCACAGAGAAAGGAGGGCUCCCCAGCUACCCGUCCCAGGAGUUAGGGGAUGAGGCAGAGGGUGCAGAGGACAUUUCAAUGUUUAUUGAUGAGAGGUUGGAGGUGAAAGAGGGAAGAAAGAGGAAACAGGGAAGCACAGACUCAGAGCGAGGGAGCAGCGAUGGAGAAACAUCGACUCGUAAACUGCUGCAGAUGGACAGCGGCUACACGUCGAUAGAGGCUCCGUGUCGCGGUCCAGAAGACUUGCGACUGUUUGGGAGCGCCAGCAGCAGCCCGAAGGACAGAACAGCCCACGAGAAAAGGCACCACUUUACCAGCGCAGGGCGAAGUGGCACUAUCGGUGAGAGCUUUGAGUCUCACCUCUUUGAGGAGGAACCGGAGGAUGAGAGCUUGUUGGGUGCCAGUGGAGGAGUUUCCAUAGAAACAGGUGCUAGUUCACUUAGCUGGUUACCGUACGGUCAGAUUCUCACACCUCGAGAGGCUGCAACGCCUUCGCCUCAACCGCUAAUGCUGAUGCGGCGAGACUACAGCAUAGAUGAGAAGACUGACGCCCUCUUCCACGAGUUCCUCCGUCACGACCCUCAGUUUGACCAGCAGGAGUCGCCGCAGAGGAAGCACCGCUCACGGAUUCACCUCCGCAAGCAGUGGCAGCGGCACAAGCAGUGGAGCGACCCGGGAGUUAGGUACUUCCAGAGCUCUUUUGAAAGACAGAGAACCCCGCUACGGAGGGGGGACAGUGUGAACUACCCUCUGGACACGAGCUACCACAGCACACUCCCCCGCAUCGUCAGCGCUCCUGACGAGGAGGCCAGCGACAGGACGGGCAGCACACCCGACAGGAAAAACAGGGAGCAGGGUGUCACCGAAAUCACAUCCUCUUCUCCACCACCUUGUGAUCUCUCCCUCUCAGAGCAAGAUGGAGGGCAGGUUGAGCAUCACGACCCUCGGGAAGACAGCAAACAGUCCGGACUCCCUCCUGAUCCCCCGGACGAGCUCUGGCUCCUUCAGGCGCCCGACUCCCCAGGCCACGGCCCGCAGACCAUCACAGCAGAGCUCACGGACAAACUGACUGCUAACCUGGGCGAGAGGCUGUACAUGGGCCUGCGCAGGGCCAGGGACACAGCCGCUGAGUGUGUGGCGGUGACGGCCACACACACUUCUCCGGACCACAGCCCAGUGUAGCAGGGCUCCAGCCGCCCUCCUCGUCACUCCUGCUGAAACAGCUUUUUCUUUCUGUUUGAUUUGUCCCGACUCAGUUUACAUGUCAUAGUCAGCUUGAAUGGUGUGAUCAAGACCCAUAAACACACAAUGGAAAUGUCUGUCUGUCUUCAUAUCUGCUGUCAUUUAAUGUUCAAUGUUGCCAUUUAGCUAAGCUAACUUAUCAAAAAAAAUCUAUUAGUAAUAGUUGUGUUCGUUGAUUGUUUCUGUCUCUACUGCUGCCUUCUUGUCUCUGCUCUCCAGUAUUAAUAAGUGAAGCUGAGGGACAACAUGGCCUCUGUACUUGUUGAUCCACUGUGAAACCAGGUGCUAUUAGAUUAGUAGAAACCUAGAGAUCUGGACGCAACAGCUGGUCCCAUGAUCAUGCAUUGGUGAAAAAUAAGUAUGUUUAUCACUAUUUGUGAGCUAAAAAUGAUUCCAUUGAUGAUUAAUCAAGUCUUGUGAGACACACUGGUUGCUCACACUAGCUGUUUAGAUCAGUAGUUCCUAACCAGUGGCGGUCUUAACUUUUAAGAAAAGUCUGAGAUCAUUUCAGUUAUUUAUAUUUCUUUUUUACACUGAAUUAUAUUUAUUUUUAUAUUGUUUGGUUUUGUCCUAGGCAAUGAGCAGUUAAGGCCAUUUUAAGUCAGUCUGGAAGCCAUGAUAGCAAUUUCUAGGCACACUAAACAUUGAUUUAUUAAAUAUAUUUAGUUGUUAUUUCCAUAAGUUGGCUUACAGCAACCUGUCCAGCUUUGUCAAACUCUUCCAUGCUUGUGGCCAUGUUUUUUUUUUAAAGUAGCUAGUUAUCUAGCAUUGUUGGAAGAUGACAUCCCCAUUCUUUAUCCCGCCUACAAAGCUCUGAUUGGUUGAUGGUUAUCCCCAUUGUUUGAAAAGGUUGUUAAGUGAAUUUUGAUUCAAAACUAGACUUUGCUUGAUUUAAGGGGUAGCUGAAAAGGUUGGGAACCAUUGGUUUAGAUAUAUACACAUAAUACAGUUAGAAAAUGCCAGGAAAGUUAACAAAGUGUCACUUUUGUCUUCAUUAAGUGUCUGACUUGUCAUGAUGUUGGUUGUUUUUGACUGAAAAUGCAUCUAAGCUAUGUGAAAACUGUUGAAUAAGUUGUAAUAUAUAUUUUGGUACAUGCAUUGCUGAAAUGACAAUGUAAACUGAUUGGCAGGUCUGAAGAGGACAGGUUAGGACUUAACAAACCAGACAGCCACUUGCACUUGGCUAUGAUCUUCAUCAGUCACAGAGAUGACAUUAAUCUCCAUGAACUAUGACUCUUAGUGCUUUAGGCAUCACUGACACGAGGCGAGCAGUUACAUUACAGCUUUUAGACAAGAUGGCUGCCCUCACAGACAUUUGGUGUCAAUUUGUAAGAAAGGCAUGCUUUCUUGUGCAUGGGGCUCACAGAACAGUCUUCAUUUAUCCGCAUCUGACAUUCUUGUUUUCUCCUCCUCUCCCUCUUCUCCUGAGAAAGUUGACAGUGAAGUAGAUGCCUCCCUCGGGGGCCGAGGACUUCACUUCCUGCCAGCUUAUAAAACCAGGCUGAACAAAGAUGUUGUUUGUUGUUAGGUCCACUUGGUUUGUUUUCUUUCUCUUUUUUGGCUUCCUCUGUUAAAUUUAAAACAAACCACUACUGCCACUCAAAUGAAACCCCAAUAACAGAUUAUGUUCUGUGGGCAAAGAAUGAUGUUGAAAACACACUUUUGCUCACAGAUCUUAGUUUCUACAUCCUCAGCAGUAGCAGCAGGUUGAUUCUCGCUCAUAAAACCUCGAUCUCAGAGGGGGCUGUUGGGCUUUCCGUUUCUCCCACGUGCGGGGAGGGGAGCCACUGCUGAAGAUGGUGUUGAAUACUAAUCAAAACGAGAAGGAUUUCCACCUUUCAUCCCCCUGCCUCCCCUUCCUCGUUGUUUGAGGCUAUUACCAUGCAGUAAAUUGAAAUCACUGCAUAGAAAAUCAGGGGAGAAAAACAUUAUCCGCCUCUCUUUGUCUGGGUGUGAUGAUGCUCCUUCCCAGCCUGCAUAGAUUAGAUCUCUCCUGGCAGCGUGACAGGAGUCUCCUCUUGUGGCUAAGUGCAGAUGCUGCGUUCCUCAUUAGGAGGGUAGUGACUGAGAUGAAAGAAGGUGAACUCAAAUAAGGAGUAGAAAGUGAUUUGUCUUUGGAUCGCUCUGUUUCCUUCACGCAGGCUCCCCUCCGACACACAUUAUUUCACCAUGAAGAAACAAUGUGCUCAGGCACAAUUUUGUGCAAUCAAAAAUGGUUAUGCCAGCGCUAAUCAGCAAAAAGGAAAUUAAAUCCCCCCCUCUGAUAUAAUGGAGCUGAUGCCUCCCUGAUGAUACAAGUUACUCAGCAGAGAAAGUGGAAUACAGCUUAAUUUCCCACAGAUCUAAAACUAGAAUGUCUUCGAGCUGAAUCAAACACAACAGUCUAAAGGAAUUUGCCAUACGGGGUGAUUUUCCGUACAUGUGUACAAAGAUUGCUGUGUGUACAAGCACAAUGUCACAGGAGCUAAAUGGAUGUCCUUUAUUAGGUUUAGACAGAUGCUGUGUACCUGGAGACACUGUGGUAAAUGGUGUUUGUAAACUAACCAGUAGCCUGUCAAUGCAUCGACGCUGUGUGUAGGUCUGCAUGAGAGUUAACAUUUUAGUAUACAAAUCCUUAUGUUUUCUUAGACUUACGGUACAAGAUUUACCUUGAGUUACUGAUCCUUUGGUAAAAGGCAGAAGCCGAAACAUUGGUAUGACCUAGAGAUUUUGUACUUUUGAGAGUCAUGCUAGAAUGCUGUAACUGAUGAGAUUUUGUGAGAUUUAUCUCUUGAAAAUAGAAGUAUUUCUGUAUUCCUUGCUUGUUAGUAAAUCGCUUAAUUUCUCAAAGAAAACAAAAGAUGAGCUUUCUUAACAACUUUGCUUUUGUUGAUCCAAAUGUAUUGAGCCUUGAGGGACCAAAUGAUAUU